Penicillium samsonianum is the source of this 1182-nucleotide messenger RNA. RefSeq names its product C2H2-type zinc finger protein. Gene Ontology annotation, biological process: regulation of transcription by RNA polymerase II. Gene Ontology annotation, molecular function: RNA polymerase II cis-regulatory region sequence-specific DNA binding; DNA-binding transcription factor activity, RNA polymerase II-specific. NCBI's taxonomy places the organism in Eukaryota, Fungi, Ascomycota, Eurotiomycetes, Eurotiales, Aspergillaceae. Gene Ontology annotation, cellular component: nucleus. Bases 1 to 1182 code for a protein of 393 amino acids. The transcript has 2 exons. The record is from RefSeq and is a predicted model, not a curated record.
AUGGCUUCACGAGACUCUCCCGGUUCUCCUUUAUCCUCGGUGGGAUCUCUCGAGACUUCAGAUCAUGAAUCAAUGAAACAUGAAAGCCGCGCGCAUUCGCCCUCGAUGUCCAACAUGCCGCCCUCCAAGCGUCGCCGCACCGGCGUCGCGUCCUGGGACCGGCAGACUCCUCUUUCCUCAGCCCAAGACGAAAACCAACCACCUCCCUCCCCGACUGCCUCAAUUUCCUCCGAUAGCUCCGGCGAUAUCCCAAACUCCCCAAGCAUCCUUACUCUCCUUGGCACCAAUCAAGAAGAAGACUAUAGUGGCCAGAGCACUGACCAGGUCACUAUUUGCCGAUGGGAUGGAUGCAAUGCUGGCGACCUCGGCAACAUGGAUGGGUUGGUGCAGCACCUCCACAACGAGCACAUCGGGAGCCGACAGAAGCGGUACUCGUGUGAGUGGACCGAUUGCACCCGCAAAGGUCAAACGCAUGCUAGUGCUUAUGCCCUGCGCGCACAUAUGAGAAGUCACACCCGCGAGAAGCCAUUCUACUGCACUCUACCAGAAUGUGACCGCAACUUUACCCGCUCUGACGCCCUAACCAAGCACAUGCGCUCUGUUCACGAGACCGACACCAUGCGCCCAAUUGACUCCAUCUCAAAAGUCCACGGCACCCCGGGCAGCACUACUGGCACCCCAGCCUCGAAGCUGCAACGCAUCCGCUUGAAGCUGACCCAGCCCAGGGAGCCGGGAACUGAGUCUGAGCCACACACCGAAGCAAUCACUAUUGUGCCAACCCCCAUCAUCACGACCGACGCACACGAUCCCGAAGAGACCUCGAUGCCGGAGUUUGGCCCAGAGCUCGACUUCGACGAAUCGGAGCUCGCCCUACCCCCGCGCGACCUCUACCGUCUUCUCCGUCGACAGAUCGCAUGGGCUGGCAAGGAGGCUACACAGCUGCAAGCCGAGUGGGAGACAAUUCGCCCGCAGCGCGAGCGUGCAUGGCGCGAGAAGGAGGCUAUUUUUGACGACCUCAUUGACGCAGAGAUUGGGCUGUUCAGCGCUAUGGUCGGCUCGGUACCCCCUGCACACCUAACGACUAGCCUUGAAAAGUUGCAGCAGCAGCAGCAGCAGUUCCAAAAUCAACAGGAGCAGCUGGCGAAGUCGGCAGAGGUGCCGACUAUCGAGGGCAACACUUAG